Molecule: messenger RNA, 3340 nt
Organism: Corvus hawaiiensis (hawaiian crow)
Lineage: Eukaryota; Metazoa; Chordata; Aves; Passeriformes; Corvidae
Gene: LZTS2
Product: leucine zipper tumor suppressor 2
Exons: 5
Coding region: 188-2392 (734 amino acids)
Biological process (GO): negative regulation of canonical Wnt signaling pathway
Source: RefSeq, a predicted model, not a curated record
GUGUCCCCUCCAGGCUGCGCGGGGACCCACUGUCCCCAGGGGUGUCCGUCCCCUUGACCUGCACAUCCUGAGGGCGUUUCGCUGGGGUGGGGUACUGUCCCGUGGCUGGCUGGGCUGGGGGGCCAUGAGAUGUCCCUUUGGGGUUCCUGAUCUCUGAUUCCUGUUCCUCUGGCAGCAGCAGGUCCCCAUGGCGGGCUCUUGUCCCCACCACACCUUCCGGGGUGACCGCAGCCCACCCGGGGUGCUAGGAGCAGCGCACCCGCCGCCGGGCUCCCCUGCCUCCCUCAGUGCCACGCUGGCACCACCUGCCCUGGCCCUGCCGGCUAGGGGACUUGGGGGGAAGGGGGCAGCGGGGAGCACGGGGAUCCUGCUGCCGUUCAGUCCCUUGACCCCCUCCUCUUCCUCCUCCCCGCUUCAGGGGUCGGCGGAGCAGUGUUCACGGUGCGGGGGCCCGAGUGGACCGGACGGAUGGGCAGCGGCUGGCGAGGCUGCCUGCGUGCCCCUGCCCGCCGGGGGCCCCCCCACCAUGGCCAUCGUGCAGACGCUGCCAGUGCCCCUUGAGGCUGUUGCUGAGGGGGCCACACAGCUCUGCGCCGCUGCCCGCUCACCCCCUGCUGCCAUGGGCAGCGUGGGCAGCCUCCUGCCUGUCCGGCCUCGCCAUGACUGCGCCAGCGAUGGGGACCCCUCCACUGCCUCCUUCUGCAAGCAGGAGGGGCUACUCCGGGCCACUCCUGAGGAGCCCCGUGUGUCUGCACCCGGUGUUACCCACUCGUACGCCAACGGGGGCUUCUGUGGUGACUGGCUCGAUGCCUCCUCUCCUAUCAGUCCCUGUAGCGACUCAGAUGAUCUUCGUGAUGACCAAGCACCAAGUGAUCACCUUCGGGGGCCACCCCCCAAGCUUGUACCUGUCUCUGGCAAGCUGGAAGAGAAUGUGGAGAAGACCCUGAUCCGCCCCAUGGCCUUCAAGCCAGUGGUAUCCAAGCUUCGGAAUGCCCAGCCAGGCACACGCCUGGGGCUCUCGGAGAGCCAAGUGAGCCUCACCCACUUGCUGGGUGCUGAGAAGCCUGGCUCUCUGAGCUGCCGUGCCAGCACCCUCUCGGACUCGGGGCGCAACUCCCUCUCCAGCCUGCCCACCUACAGCACGGGCUGCAGCCAGCAUCCAGAGGUGGGUGCCCUGCCGACCACCCCCCAUGGCCCCCUCGACCCCCCAGGGGGCUGCCGCCCCUCCAACUCGGACAGCGGGCGCUCGUCCUCCAGCAAGAGCACGGGCUCGCUGAGUGGCCGGGGCCGGCCCUCCUCGGAGAGUGGCUCCUGCGGGCGCUCUCCACUGCCUGGUGAGGAGGCCAUGCUGGUGCGGGAGCUGGAGGACAAGCUGCGGGAGAGGGAGGCCGAGCUGCGGCUCCUGCGUGACAGCCUGGACGAAAAUGAGGUGGCCAUCUGCCAGGUGUUUGAAGAGAAGCAGCGUCGGUGUGAGCAGGAGCUGGAGGGGCUGCGGCAGCAUUGUGCGGCCCAGGCGCGGCAGGCAGCCCAUGCAGCACAUCGGGGGCAGCAGGUCCUGCAGCUCCAGGUGCUGCAGCUGCAGCAGGAGAAGAAGCAGCUGCAGGAGGACUUGGCCCAGUUGCUGCAGGAGCGCGAACUGCUGGAGCGUCGCUGCGCCUCCUUCCAGCGGGAGCGCACCGAGCUGGCACCCCGGCUGGAGGAGACCAAGUGGGAGGUGUGCCAGAAAUCAGGGGAGAUCUCUCUGCUGAAGCAGCAGCUGAAGGAAGCACAGGCGGAGCUGGCGCAGCGGAGUGCUGAGCUGCUGGGGCUGCGGGCUCAGCUGCGGGAGGCACGGGCACAGCUGCAGGCAGGCGAGCGGCGGGCACAGGGGCUGCAGGAGGCCACCCGCCUCAAGGCGCUGGAGCUGGAGGUCUGUGCCAAUGAACUGCAGCGCCGCAAGAGCGAGGCCGACCUCUUCCGUGCCAAAGCUGGCCGGCUCGAGCAGGAGGUGAUGGGGCUGCGGGAAGCUGCCCGCGGGCGAUGCCCCCCAGGCACCGGUGAAGGGUGCCCCCCACCUGGUGAGGGAUGCCCCUCAGCCAGCGAGGAGCCCCGGGGCAGUGCGGGGCUGCGGUGGCAGCUGGAGCGGUUGCGUGCAGAGGUGGCCCUGGAGCGGCGGCGUGGGCAGGAGCAGCGGGAUGCCUUCGAGCAGGAACGCGGCACGUGGCAGGGCGAGAAGGAGCGGGUCAUCCGCUACCAGAAGCAGCUGCAAUACAGCUACAUCCAGAUGUACCGGCGCAACCGGCGGCUCGAGCAGCGGCUCCAGCAUCUCCGGCUUCAGGGCGAGGACCCCCUGCCCGAGCUCUGUGACCCACCUGACCCGCCCUUUGAGGAGAUCACAGCCACCGAGAUCUGAGAUGCUGCCUGCCCUUGCCCCAGGCUUGGAGGGCUGAAGGGCCCUCCAGCCCCUGUGAUUUUGGGAGCUGUGGGGCUGUGGGGGGCCCCUGCUCUCCCCCAGCUCUGCAAACUGCUGGCACUGUGAAGGGGCAGAGGAGACCACAGGUGCUGCCCCCUCCCCAGCAUUGAAGUUUUGGGGCGAGGGUGUAUCAGUGCCCACCACAGGGAGGGGUGCCCGUGAGAUAUUGGGUCAGGUGGGUGCUGAGUCCUGGCCUUGGGGCCGCCCGGAACUGGUUUCUGCUGAUCCUCUUAGCUCCGGGGGAUUAGCAGCGCUGGCUUCAGCCAGGGUCACCUUGGGCAGGGGGAGGGCUGACUUGUCCCCUCCCUCUCAUCCCUGCUGGCACUGUCACCCAGUCACUUGGCGUGUGCCCUGUCCCUGCCCAUGCCAGCCUCCCUCACACCCCUUUGUGUGUUUGUCAGGGAAUUCGUUUCUGUGCCAUUUUAAAUAACUCUAUUUUUAUAGGACUUACCAAAACAUAUCACCCCCUCCCAGCUCACACCCCACCAGUCUGUGCCCCCUCACCCCUGCCAUGGGGCAGCUUGCCCUCAGUGCCUUUCCCAUGCCCUUGCCCCCAGCAUCCCUCUGUUUCCCCCCCAGAAAAGCCAGUGCCUCUGUGAUACCCAGCCUGCCAGGGGAGAGGGGCGUGGUGCUGCACGUGCCAGCUGGGGACACCCUGGGGACACCCCUGGGGAUGGGCAGAGGUGGGGGGGCCCUGCUGGGCACCGGGGGAGGUCAAACCAAAGGAAAAGUCUGGCUGUGCCCAGCUGUGGCUUGGUCACCCCUGGCUCCAGGGGGGGAAUUUUUGUACUUUAUUUCAGUCAUGUCUCGUUCCCAGAGCCUGGCUCGUCCGUGUACCACCCGGAAACGGCGAUUAAAAACAAGCCCCUGGCUGUGUUUUUUUCAUGA